This is a messenger RNA of Parnassius apollo (apollo), 453 nucleotides long. Lineage: Eukaryota; Metazoa; Arthropoda; Insecta; Lepidoptera; Papilionidae. The record is from the annotation of a GenBank genome assembly.
AUGAGCGACCUCAGCAAGAACGACAUCGAAAGGGCAUCCUUCGCCUUCUCCAUCUACGACUUCGAUGGAAGCGGCAAGAUCGACGCGUACAAUGUUGGUGACGUACUGAGGGCGCUCAACUCCAACCCCACUCUUGCCACCAUUGAGAAACUCGGUGGCACAAAGAAGAAGGGCGAGAAACAGCUUACGAUUGACGAGUUCCUUCCCAUCUACGCUCAGUGCAAGAAGGACAAAGACCAGGGCUGCUAUGAAGACUUCUUGGAAUGUCUGAAGCUCUACGACAAAGCCGAGAAUGGCCUUAUGCUUAGUGCUGAGCUGACACACACCCUCCUCGCAUUAGGUGAGAGACUUGAGGACAGUGAAGUAGCGGAAAUCAUAAAGGAUUGCAUGGACCCCGAAGACGAAGACGGUAUGAUCCCAUACGCAUCAUUCCUGAAGAAGGUCAUGGCGUAG